Messenger RNA from Vigna angularis (adzuki bean), 540 nucleotides. RefSeq lists its product as uncharacterized. The record is from RefSeq and is a predicted model, not a curated record. The coding region runs from base 23 to 421 and encodes 132 amino acids. Lineage: Eukaryota; Viridiplantae; Streptophyta; Magnoliopsida; Fabales; Fabaceae. The transcript has 3 exons.
ACAGCCUAAGUUAAAACAGCUGAUGGAAUGCAAUUGCAAUUGCUACUCAUCAAAUUUUUCACAGUGGAGAUCACAUCUUGCAUCACCCUUUCUUCAUUCAGAACUUAUGGCAAACACCUUGUGUCCCAUUGAGCUGGAGCCUAGAACACUCAAUCAACUGCAGCUCACCCAAGCUAGGGAAGUAGCUGCAGAGGUAGUUCAGAAGUUGGAACCAUGUGAAGCAUCAGCUCUAUUCAUUGAGGGGCUGAUGCAUCCAAUACAGAAAGUAAUGCAAAUGGAUGGAAACGAAAACCUAAGUGAGAAGCUUGCUGAUUGCAUGAAGAAAGCUGAGUCUAUUACUGAUCACAGCAAAGCUUGUCAUUGUCAAUGUUCCUGUGCCACUGAAAACUCGUUCAAAGAGCCACUUUCUGCACCCUUUUGAUUUAAGCUUUAUUGCAUUACAUCCUAGUACUAAAUUUGCUCCCUUUUUUUCCUUCUCAUGCUACUGAUGUCAGAUGCAAAUGCUGCUACUAGUUGCUAAUAAAACCAGGGUUCACACAA